Messenger RNA from Pieris rapae (cabbage white), 4229 nucleotides. RefSeq names its product SID1 transmembrane family member 1 (gene Sir-1). Gene Ontology annotation, cellular component: membrane. NCBI's taxonomy places the organism in Eukaryota, Metazoa, Arthropoda, Insecta, Lepidoptera, Pieridae. Bases 103 to 2445 code for a protein of 780 amino acids. The transcript is spliced from 20 exons. The record is from RefSeq and is a predicted model, not a curated record.
CACAAAAAUAUGUUUUAAAUCGUAAUCAAUUUCCAUUAUCUAGAAAAAGUCAACAAAUAUGAAUUAAUUAUGAAUAUGUUAAGUUAAGAAUAAUUGUUUAAAAUGACAAGAUUUCUGCUAAUAAGUAUUAUUCUACAUCCAAUUUUAGCAUCCAUAGUUGAUAAAGUAGAAACCAAUGAUAAUGGUACACAAAAAAUAUUUGUUUAUAAUACAUAUAGUUAUGACAAAAUAAUUGAUCUCUCAGUCAUCAACACAACAACGCAAAUACUUGACUUCUACGAGGAAGAUGAGUUAUGGACAGGUUAUCCUACACGGGUACAUGUUGGUACUAAUGAUUCAAUCAAAGGAGACAAUCCACUUUUUGUCACCGCUGCUCAACAAAAAAGUAUCUCAUCAUGGGAAUUACCACUGACAGUGAUAACAAAUCAUAGAGAGCUACAAUUUGAUGAUAUAGCAAGAACUCUCUGCCCACAUGAUGCUGGACCAAAUAUAACAUCACAGAGUCGUCCGACAUUGACAUUAGCAACAUCUAGCUCGCAGCCGAUAAAUGUGAAAAUAAAAUUACGCCGUGUUAAAGAUUUCUAUUUGGAAAUGAAUAAGGAAGUCCCAUUAAAUUUGACUCCAAGUACACCAAAAUACUACUAUUUCUCAUUUGACAGAGAUCCCUGGAACAUGACAAAUAAAUUAUAUAAAGGAUUUUUACCAAAGUUUAACUACACAAUACCAAAGAGUGUGUUACUGACCAUAGAGUCUGAAGAGGAUGUUUGUGCUGUAAUAUCCAUACAAAAUAACUCGUGUCCAGUGUUUGACAACGAAAAGGAUGUAAUGUAUCAAGGAUAUCACUUCACAAUGACCACUCGUGGAGGAAUUACUGUUACCCAAUCAAUGUUCCCCAAAGGUUUCUAUGUAGUGGUCAUAGUAAAAGAAAGCGACGAGGAAUGUACGGGUGUGAGUGAGACGGACGAUGUCACUCUGUUUCGUCCUAACGGCAGGUCAAAAACGUUUAGAUUAAAGAUAGUGGAAGCAGCUUCAACAACUGAUUUUCUAAUGGGAGCAUUAGCAUCUCUAGCAUUGAUUUUACUGGUCACUGCGCUUGCGCCGCUUGGUAACUUGCUUACCUGCCGACAUGAAGAAUUAAUUAUAAUUGAAGAAUCGGUGGUGCCAUCUACGUCUCGAGAGAGUGCUGAAGCUGAGCCCAUGGUCAGAAAUAUUAAUGUUUCGGACACCGAGUCGGAGGAUGAUGUUAUAGUAAAAUCGCUUCCCAUGCCACUUAAUGUAGCUGGUUUGAGUCGUCACAACACGCAUAGUAGGAAAUCUAAUAGAUAUUUUUGGAGUGCCUUAACUGUAGCGGUGGUUUACGCUUUACCAGUUGUACAACUAUUGUUCACAUACCAAAGAAUGGUGUUCCAAACAGGUGAUCAGGAUGUUUGCUACUAUAACUACCUCUGCGCCCAUCCUAUAGGCCCCUUAGCAGAUUUCAACCACGUCUAUUCAAAUAUCGGCUACAUCAUUUUGGGUAUAGCAUUUAUGGUGCAAGCGAGAUGCAGGCAUGUCAAGUUGGGGGAAAGUCAGGAGCUAGGUAUACCCCAGCACCUAGGACUAUUCUACUCUAUGGGUCUAGCGUUGGCUAUGGAAGGUCUUCUAUCAGCCUGCUACCAUCUGUGUCCCAAUAAGAUGAACUUUCAAUUCGACUCGUCAUUUAUGUAUGUAAUAGCUGUGUUGUGUAUAGUGAAACUAUACCAAUCACGACACCCCGAUGUCAAUGCGUCUGCGCACGCUACUUUUAUGUUGCUAGCGUUACUUAUGGCUAUCGGAUUCUUUGGGAUAAUGUACCCCAGUGUGUAUUUUUGGGUGAGCUUCACAAUAAUGCAUCUCGCUAUAUGUUUCGUGUUCACAUUCAAGAUAUACUAUGUUGGGCGGUUUAAAAUGGAGCGAGCAAUAUUGCCCCGUGCGUGGUAUAGUAUGCGCCAACAUGGCUGGCUGGCCUUCAAACCUAACUACACAGCGCGCGCAGUUCUGCUUGUUAUUGCUAAUAUGGCUAACAUUGCACUUGCUGCUUACGGCCUCUACGAACACAAUAAAGACUUUGCCCGACACCUUUUGGCCAUAUUAAUGGGAAAUACGAUCUUAUAUAAUGUCAGCUAUGUAGUUAUGAAGAUAGUACAUAGGGAGCAUAUACCGGCUGCUGCGUGGUUAUGGCUUGCUCUUGCUCAUAUAGUAUGGGGUGUUGCCGCAUAUCUAUUUCUGAGUUCAAGGACUAAGUGGUCGCAAACGCCAGCUCAGUCCCGCCAACACAACGCCAUAUGUGACGCGAUGCGCGUCUUUGACACACAUGAUCUGUGGCAUCUUGCUUCUGCAGCCGCCAUGUUUUUUUCGUUCAACGCGCUUCUAAUACUUGACGAGCCCCUUCAAAACACACCAAGGCAUCUUAUACCAGUGUUUUAAGUCAAUAUUACAAACGAAUUAUUUAUGUAAUUUCAACAAAUGUAUCUCUAAAAACCAGCUACUACAGAUAAAAAUACAGUAAUCCCCCCAAUAGUGCGGUAUUUCCCCAUAUAAAGCGGAGAUUUCUAAAGUUAUAUUUCUGUAGUAUGAAAUUUAUAAUUAUUAGUCAAGUCCAUAAUUUAUUAAAAUUUUGUGCCUAGUUUUUGAAGGAUUUUCGAGAAUACAAGGCGAUUUCCGGGUCUACCGCGUUAUAGGGGGAUUCAUGUACAACAGAACAAAUAUAAUACAAAAAAUAUAAUGUAGUUACUGCUAGUCAAAAAGCGUUGAAGUAGUCUUGAUACAAGAAAAUGAAAUAAAAAAGUAAUACGAAUUGUGAAGUAAAAAGGAAUUUUCAAAGAAUUGGCUUGAUAAAUGAACUGAAAUGUAAUCUGUGAUUGACUAACGCCUGAUUUUUAUAUCUAUAUAGAACCUUCUUAAGGCGAAACCACCAAAACGUCUUUAAUUCGCAUUAAUAAAAUAUCAAAGAUUUUUGUAAGUAUCAUAAGUCUCAUUUAAAUUUAUUAUCAUUAUUAUUAUUAAAAUCCUUCAUAAGUCGAAAUUAUAAAUGAAAUGUAAAAAAAAACUCACUGGCGUUUCCUUUGAUGUUCGCGGCUCUAUUGUAUUUCAUUUAAACAAAAACAAAAAUUUCCUUUAUUAAGUUCCUGGUCUUAAAUAUACAUUUUAGUACAUCCCUUUUAAGUUCUAUAACCUGUGUUAGGGAUGCACACUAUUUCCUAUAUGUUGUUACUUAACAAAGGUCUAAUCUAAACAAAACAAUGAACUUACAUACUAAGUAGUACUUAUAAGUAUACCUUAUUAGUCGAAUUACAAAAUACAAACGGCUUGUAACAGUUAACACUUGUAGCUCAGAUAUAAAAACCGGACGUUCGUACAAUAUUUUACAAUAAGUAAGAAAUGCAUUGAUAAUUGUUAAACUAUAACGGUGCUUAUAAUUAGGCAUAAGUGUAAAUUUAACUUAAAAGUUAUUCAAAUUUACUAUAUAAUUCUGUAAACCUUAUUUACCGAAAAUUAAAGAAGAUAAUCGGUAACGAUGGCCUAGUAAUCUCAUGAAAUUCACGAAAUUAAUAGCAAAAGGAUAUAUCUUAAUACUAAUUAUUGCUUAUUGUAUUUUUAAGAGAUCUAAGCAAUUGUCUAGUUAUAUUCGGUAUUGAACUGGAAUUACAAAUAGUAUUUCCGUAUUAUAGGAUGUCUUGGGAGACAAUACGAUUUGUGUAUCAGUUACAAAUAUUGUCUCCUUUUUUAAUAUGUACUUUCUAAUACUGUGUUCUUGAAUAAAAACUAUAAUUUAUAAUUUUUUUUUGUCAUAUUUCAAGAUAUUUUAUAAAUAUUAUUAUUACAUGAUUACGAUGAAUUUGUUAUAAGAAAAUUAGUUAGUAUUAUAUUUGCGAUUCCUAUUAUUUUAUUUACAUGUAUGAACAAUUGUAUUUUCUUAUUUUUUCAUAUAUGUAGUAAGUUAAGUUUUCCGGACCAAACAACGUAGUUAUAAACCCUUUAACACAUAAUAAAGUCAGAUUAAAAAUAUAGCUUCUGCUGUACUUAACUUCUCAAUUUUGUCUCCUUAUUAAAGUUAUGGAAAUUAAUAAACAAUAAAAAAAACAUUUAUUGAGGACUAAAGUAAUGUUUGUGAAUUUGUUUACCUUUUAGAAUAUACCAAAUGCAUAUGAAUUAAAAUUAUUAUUACUGCUUAGAUUUAGUGAUUUUGAAAUAAAUUGUUUAUUAUUUUA